AUGCAUGACGAAGAGCGCGUGCCCCAGGUCUCCAGGAUGUCUCCUUACAGGUUCUCCGUGCUGGCUCUGCUGCUGCUCUCGGCCUACUGCUGGGCUGAGGAGUCAGACCUUUCUGUGUCUGAAAUCAUUGAGAACGCCAACAAGAACAUUGUGCGUCGUGAAGGUGAGCCCAUGCUGAUCGAGGGAGACAUCGCCAUCGACAACGAGGCUGAGAGGAACGCUGACCCCUGCACCUCCAGAGGCUGCAAGUGGGGCAAAAACACAGAUGGAAAGGUCUACGUCCCCUAUUACAUUGCCAGCCACUUCUCUUCCCGGGAAAAGUCCAUCAUCACUCGUGGUCUGGAGUCCUUCUCCUCCUUCUCCUGCAUCCGCUUCAGACCAAGCAGAAGCUCUGACCGCGACUGGCUGAGCAUCGAGUCCAAAGACGGCUGUUGGUCGUAUGUGGGUCGUCGUGGAGGAAAGCAGACCGUGUCUCUGAACCGUGGAGGAUGUCUGUACCACAACACCGUCCAACACGAGCUGCUCCACGCUCUGGGCUUCAACCACGAGCAGACCCGCUCCGACAGGGACAACCACAUCAGGGUGCUGCUGGAGAACGUGGUGUCCGGAAUGGAGCACAACUUCAGGAAGAUCGCCACUCUGAACCAGGGCACUCCCUACGACUACGGCUCUGUCAUGCAGUACUUCAGGACUGCUUUCUCCAAGAACGGAAAACCCACCAUGAUCCCCAUCCCCAACGCCAAUGUCAGCAUGGGUAACGCCAAGGAGAUGAGCUCCAAUGACAAGAAAAGGCUGAACUCUCUCUACCGGUGCUGUUUCUGUUCAGCAGUGUAG
Molecule: messenger RNA, 834 nt
Organism: Periophthalmus magnuspinnatus
Lineage: Eukaryota; Metazoa; Chordata; Actinopteri; Gobiiformes; Gobiidae
Product: hatching enzyme 1.2-like
Exons: 10
Coding region: 1-834 (277 amino acids)
Biological process (GO): proteolysis
Molecular function (GO): metalloendopeptidase activity; zinc ion binding
Source: RefSeq, a predicted model, not a curated record